CCUCUGUCACGUGAUUCAUUUGACCUCCAGCGGUUUAUUUGUGCUCUAGUUUUCAAGGUGAAGGUGCUGAACGUCAGCCAGAGUUACUACGACAAAUACGAGGUGGAGAUCACACAAGUGAUCAAACUGGGCAUAGAGGCAGGAGUUGAAGUGGGUCAGAGGAGGCUUUUCAUGUCUCAUGGAGGCUGCAGAGACGGACUGGUCCUGAACCAGGGCUCCCAGUACCUCAUCAUGGGGCCCACAGAGGACCAGUGGAACGCUGACGCUGACACCGGCAGAUCCGUCUACGUGUUGGGGAAGGACACCUGGGUGGAGCGCUGGCCGUCGCCCACAGAGUGCUCCAGCAGUGACGGCCUGCGAGAUAAAUGCCGGAGCCUGAAGGACGCGGCGACUGAGCUGUCCGUCAACGGCUGCCGGCUGUAGAGCCUCCUCAGUUCUCUCUUUGCAGAAGGGUUCACAACACAAAGAGAGUCAAGCUGUCCAGAUGCCUUUGAGCCACAUGUUACAUCGACAUGACCUGUGAAGGUCAAACCAGCAUUUGAUCCAUCUACUGGGUGCUAAAACAACCAUUCAUCCAUUUGGCCAAAGUGAAUGAAUGAAUAAAUGAACACCUUAAUGUG
Messenger RNA from Pungitius pungitius (ninespine stickleback), 620 nucleotides. Its product is annotated as complement C3-like. The transcript has 3 exons. The coding region runs from base 172 to 423 and encodes 83 amino acids. NCBI's taxonomy places the organism in Eukaryota, Metazoa, Chordata, Actinopteri, Perciformes, Gasterosteidae. Gene Ontology annotation, molecular function: protein binding. The record is from RefSeq and is a predicted model, not a curated record.